Molecule: messenger RNA, 1455 nt
Organism: Torulaspora delbrueckii
Lineage: Eukaryota; Fungi; Ascomycota; Saccharomycetes; Saccharomycetales; Saccharomycetaceae
Gene: NOG2
Product: putative GTPase NOG2
Exons: 2
Coding region: 1-1455 (484 amino acids)
Cellular component (GO): nucleolus
Molecular function (GO): GTP binding
Source: RefSeq, a predicted model, not a curated record
AUGGGUACAGCAAAGAAGGAGAGACAGAGAAGAAUCCGUCAAAAUGACACUAAGGAUGGGAAUCUGCGUGCGAAAGGUGAAAACUUUUACAGGGACUCGAAAAGGGUUCAGUUUCUGAACAUGUACAAGAGUGGUAAGUCCAUUAGAAACAGUAAGGGCGAAAUUCUGCGGGCAGCUGCCUUCCAGGAUGCCACCAUUCCUACCGCUCGUGUGCAACCUGAUCGUCGUUGGUUCGGAAAUACUAGAGUGAUCUCUCAAGAUGCGUUACAACAUUUUAGAGAUGCCUUGGGUGAGACUCAAAAGGAUACUUACCAGGUUUUGUUGAGGAGGAAUAAACUGCCUAUGUCUUUACUGGACGAAAAGGAUUCUACAGAGUCUCCAACAGCCAAGAUAAUAGAAACUGAGAGUUUUGAACACACCUUCGGGCCCAAGACACAAAGAAAGAAGCCUCGUAUUGCGGCUUCGAAUUUGGAGGAAUUGGUCAGUCAAACUAAUCAGGAUAACCAGAAGUUUGAAGAGAAACAGGAACUGAAUGCAACCUUGGGUCUAAUGGGUAGCCAGGAACAGGAACAGGAUGGUUGGACUCAUGAGGCUAAGGAGGCAAUUUUUAGUAAAGGUCAAUCCAAACGUAUUUGGAACGAACUUUACAAGGUCAUCGAUUCCUCUGAUGUCGUGAUACAUGUUCUUGACGCCAGAGAUCCAUUGGGAACUCGUUGUAAAUCGGUUGAAGAAUUUAUGAGAAAGGAAGCACCACACAAGCAUUUGAUGUACGUCCUAAACAAAUGUGAUCUAGUCCCUACAUGGGUAGCAGCAGCAUGGGUGAAGCAUUUAUCUAAGGAACGUCCAACAUUGGCGUUUCAUGCAUCGAUAACGAACUCGUUUGGUAAAGGUUCGUUAAUCCAACUUUUGAGACAAUUCUCGCAAUUGCACACAGACAGAAAGCAAAUCUCGGUUGGGUUCAUUGGUUACCCAAACACUGGUAAAUCUUCAAUCAUCAACACCCUAAGGAAGAAGAAAGUUUGCCAGGUGGCUCCAAUUCCAGGUGAAACUAAAGUUUGGCAAUAUAUUACUUUAAUGAAAAGAAUCUUUUUGAUCGAUUGUCCUGGUAUUGUUCCUCCUUCGAGCAAGGAUACUGAGGAAGAAAUUCUGUUCAGAGGUGUUGUUAGAGUCGAACACGUCUCGAAUCCAGAACAGUAUAUCCCCGGUGUGCUUAGACGUUGUCAGACAAAGCAUUUAGAAAGAACGUACGAAAUUUCUGGAUGGGCAGACUCCACUGAGUUCAUCCAUAUGCUUGCAAGGAAGCAAGGUAGACUGCUCAAAGGUGGUGAACCGGAUGAGAGUGGUGUUGCCAAGCAAAUUCUUAACGAUUUCAAUAGAGGUAAGAUACCGUGGUUCGUACCACCACCAGAAAAGGAUGACGAUAAAGAAGAGGAAAAAUCUGCAUCUGCCAAGUGA